CCGGGCCGCGCGGGUGGAUCCACGGCCAUCGCCGCGGGAGCCGCGGGCGGCGGAGCGGAGCCGACAGGGCCACCGGCCCCGGGACCAGCCGACCCACCUGGACACCCCGCACCCCGGACCCGGGGGACACCCCCAUGGCCGCGCGGGGCCCCGAAGCCCCCAGCGGGCGCGCGCUGCGGGACGCGGCAGAAAAUCUAUUUCAGGAACUUCAAGAACACUUUCAAGCUCUGACUGCAACGUUAAACCUCAGAAUGGAAGAAAUGGGAGGUCGCAUUGAAGACUUGCAGAAGAAUGUGAACGACUUGAUGGUGCAAGCUGGGAUUGAAAGUUCUGCUCAAGAGCAAAUGGCGAGGCCGUAUUAAGGCACUAAGAUGUUCACCGUCUACGUAUCUUCUGCUUUCGUCUUGAAGCAUUCAAGCCCAUAUUUGUUCACUAAGGGAGCUACUGCUUCUGCACUACAUGAAAACCC
Molecule: messenger RNA, 469 nt
Organism: Mesoplodon densirostris (Blainville's beaked whale)
Lineage: Eukaryota; Metazoa; Chordata; Mammalia; Artiodactyla; Ziphiidae
Gene: HSBP1L1
Product: heat shock factor binding protein 1 like 1
Exons: 3
Coding region: 135-362 (75 amino acids)
Biological process (GO): cellular heat acclimation
Cellular component (GO): cytosol; nucleus
Molecular function (GO): transcription corepressor activity
Source: RefSeq, a predicted model, not a curated record